Molecule: messenger RNA, 2266 nt
Organism: Scatophagus argus
Lineage: Eukaryota; Metazoa; Chordata; Actinopteri; Scatophagidae
Gene: lpcat4
Product: lysophosphatidylcholine acyltransferase 4
Exons: 13
Coding region: 215-1759 (514 amino acids)
Biological process (GO): phosphatidylcholine acyl-chain remodeling
Cellular component (GO): endoplasmic reticulum
Molecular function (GO): 1-acylglycerophosphocholine O-acyltransferase activity; calcium ion binding
Source: RefSeq, a predicted model, not a curated record
CGGCUCGUUAGCUAGCAGUGACGCUCCACGUUUAAACGUGCCUGCGCGAGACACCUGAACAGGUUUUCGAAAGCCGCGCUUAACUAACUAAGUUUUCCUUUUUUCUUCAGCUGAUUAGAAGGAGCAAAUCCUCCCCUCUCCUCCCGUUUAAUAUUUUUAUUAGUUUGUUUGUUUUUCUUAAAUCGAACUCGUCCGUCAGCUUCGUCCCGUCGCCAUGGAGAGACAUGACCGUCAGUCCGCCGCCAGCGAGUAUCCACAUCCGUUCGUCCACCAGCUGAAGCUGACCAGGGCUCAGAGGAUCAGGGGCAUCAUCCUGGGCAGCAUCCUCUUCCCUCUACGCGUCACCUUGGCAGCCAUUUUCUUCCUCAUCAUGUGGCCUUUUGCCCGGCUGCGGUUGGCCGGCCUGUCCGAGGAGCAACGCUCCCGACCGGUCAGGGGCUGGCGGCGCUGGCUCCUACACCCGAUCAUCUUGUUUCUGAGCCGAUGCGUCUUCUUCUCCCUGGGGUUCCUGUGGGUGAAGGUCAAAGGUCGCAGGGCGGACCUGAAGGAGGCUCCGGUGCUGGUCGUGGCUCCUCACAGCGGCUUUCUGGACAUGCUGGUGCUCUGUCCGGCCCAGCUGGCAACGGUGGUGUCGCGGUCGGAGAACACCAGCCUGCCGGUCAUUGGAGCUCUGCUGGAGUUCAACCAGGCUGUGCUUGUAAGCAGAAAGGAUCCAGAGUCGAGGAAGAAGGCUGUCGCCCAGCUCGCCGAGAGACUGACCUCCAAUGGCUACUGGCCUCAGAUGCUGAUGUUUCCUGAGGGAACCACAACUAAUGGCAGCGCUCUCAUCAAAUUCAAACCCGGUGCCUUCCUCGCUGGAAUGCCGGUCCAACCCGUUCUGUUGCAUUAUCCCAACAAGCUGGACACUGUUCGCUGGACAUACAAGGGGACGACCUGGACUGAGGCUCUGUGGCACACGACGUCACAGCUCUACACCAACAUGACUGUUGAGUUCCUGCCGGUUUACAACCCUUCCCAGGAGGAGAAGAACGACCCCAACCUGUACGCAGACAACGUGCAGAAACUCAUGGCCAAGGCCCUCGGAGUCCCAGCUACAGAUCAUGUGAUGGAGGGCCGAGUUCCUGUCAGUAAACUGGGUGGUCUCUCGCUCCCACUGGAGUCACCUGCCAGGGAAACUCUCGCACUGUUGCACAAAAAUGGCCUGGGAGCGCAUGAAGUGGAGGCGGCACUGGACAGAAUGUUGGACAGGUGUCAGUCUGGAGCUCGGGGGUCGGUCCGGGCGAGCGUGGACGACCUCGUCUCUGUUCUCGGGCUGACGGAUCGACAGGCAGCCGUCACUAUCUGUGGCCUCUACUCGAAGGAUGAAUUUGUGGACCUCAGAGUGAUCUAUUUGAGUGUCGCUGCUCUGUCAGGAUUUGUCAGCUUCACGUCGCUACUUCACACUGCGUUUACUCUGUUUGACAGAGAGGGCAGAGGCAGUCUGAGUGCAGAGGAGCUGUCCGGCCUCAUGGGGGCGCUGCUGGGCGUUCCACAGCACAACACUGCAGAGCUUUACGCUCAGGCCUCCCAUCAAGGCCAGCUCACUGAAGAACACCUGCUGCGAGUGCUGACGAGCCACCCGACCUAUCAGAGAGCGGUGAACGAGUACCUGCAGCCCGAGGAGGCGGACUUUCAGCUGGCCAACGGGAAGGCUGUGAACAACAACGGAAAUGUGCACAACAGCAACGAAUCUCUGCACUACAAGAAAAAGUUUGAAUGAGGAGUUUAUUUAUUAUUAUUAUUAUUAUCAUCAUUGGCUCCUCCCUUCUUCUUUUUUGUUGUUCUUGGCCUCAUCAUGGGAUGAAAUGAACCAGAAUGACCAUCGACAAGGGAUUGUAUUUUUUUAAGUUGUGUGUAUGUGUGUGUGAGAAUGGAUUUUUAAAACUAUAUCACUGUAAUCCAUUACCACAGUCAACCGUGUCGUCAUUAGAAAACCAAAGAAUGACCAGAAUAACUGCAGUGGUUCUCUGAGUUGUGUGUGAGAUUGUGUUUGCAUUUGCUGUUUAUCAGGCUCUUUUUUUUUACCUCUUUUAACCUUGAAGAAAUCUUGAAAUGUUCCCUCUUAUCCGUACUGAAUGUGUUUUUAAAAGGGACGGUGGUAUGUGCAAAAAGAAACGAAACACUCUGUAAAUGAAGCUGUUUAUUUUAUGUAAAUGAAUCAUUCUUACAUUUUUGUGUGAAUAUUUUUUUAUAUUUAAUAAUUAAUUAAACUGUGAAUUCUUGAGGA